AUGGAGACCAUCAGAGGUCUCCUGUGGAAGCCCACACCCGAGGAACAAAAGCGCAAAUGCAACGCCCUCGUCCGCCAAAACGUCCGCAAACUCGACCGCGACAUCCAACAACUCAAAGCAACCGAACAAAAAACCAAAACCCUCAUCCAGCAAUCCUCCAAACGCGCCGCCCGCAACCCAUCCAUGGCCAAGCAAGCCAACCAAGACGUCCGCAUCUUCGCCCGCGAGCUAAUCCGCGUCCGCAAGCAAAACAACCGCCUCAUGACGUCCAAAGCGCAGCUCAACAGCGUGCAGAUGCAAGUCAACGAGGCGUUUUCGGUGCGGAAGAUAGAGGGGAGUAUCAAGGCGAGCACGGGCAUCAUGAAGGACGUGAAUAGCCUGGUUAGGUUACCCGAGCUGACGGGCACGAUGCGCGAACUUAGCUCUGAGCUUAUGAAGGCGGGGAUUAUUGAGGAGAUGCUGGAUGAUACGCUGGGCGAGAAUGAGAUGCUGGAGGGUGAGGCGGAUGAGGCGGAGGAGGAGGUGGAUAAGGUUUUGAGUGAGGUGCUGAAGGAUCGAUUGCCGCCGAGUAAGGCGAAGGAGGAGGAGUUGCCGGCUGCGCCGCAGGCGGAAGAGGAGGAGGAGGAGGAUCAGGCGGAGAUGUUGGCACAGAUGCGGGGACGGUUGGAGGCGCUCAAGAGCUGA
This is a messenger RNA of Alternaria ventricosa, 684 nucleotides long. RefSeq lists its product as uncharacterized. The transcript is spliced from 2 exons. Bases 1 to 684 code for a protein of 227 amino acids. Gene Ontology annotation, biological process: endosome transport via multivesicular body sorting pathway; late endosome to vacuole transport; protein transport. Gene Ontology annotation, cellular component: ESCRT III complex; multivesicular body. The record is from RefSeq and is a predicted model, not a curated record. Lineage: Eukaryota; Fungi; Ascomycota; Dothideomycetes; Pleosporales; Pleosporaceae.